Messenger RNA from Leptonychotes weddellii (Weddell seal), 818 nucleotides. Lineage: Eukaryota; Metazoa; Chordata; Mammalia; Carnivora; Phocidae. The record is from RefSeq and is a predicted model, not a curated record.
CGAUCCUGGGUGCUUGCUGGCCAGCCACACCUGCAGCUUCCCCCACUGGAUCCGGCCUACACAGCGGGGAGCAUUUCGCCAGGCUUGCUUGGCCCCGAACACCAGCUCGCUCUCCCGAAGCUGGCCGCAAGUUCAUCAUCGCCAACGCUCGGGUGGAGAACUGCGCCGUCAUCUACUGCAACGACGGCUUCUGCGAGCUGUGCGGCUACUCGCGGGCCGAAGUGAUGCAGCGGCCCUGCACCUGCGACUUCCUGCACGGGCCGCGCACGCAGCGCCGCGCGGCCGCGCAGAUCGCGCAGGCCCUGCUGGGCGCGGAGGAGCGCAAAGUGGAGAUCGCCUUCUACCGGAAGGAUGGGAGCUGCUUCCUGUGCCUGGUGGAUGUGGUGCCCGUGAAGAAUGAAGAUGGAGCUGUCAUCAUGUUCAUCCUCAAUUUCGAGGUGGUGAUGGAAAAGGACAUGGUGGGGAGCCCGGCCCAUGACACCAAUCACCGUGGCCCCCCCAGCAGCUGGUUGGCUCCAGGCCGAGCCAAGACCUUCCGCCUGAAGCUGCCUGCGCUGCUGGCCUUGACCGCCCGGGAGUCCUCCGCGCGGCCAGGCGGUGCGGGCAGUGCGGGUGCCCCGGGGGCUGUGGUGGUGGACGUGGACCUGACGCCUGCGGCGCCCAGCCGCGAGUCGCUGGCCCUGGAUGAGGUGCCGGCCAUGGACAACCACCUCACAAAGAGCCUGGUCUCCUCCUCAGCCUGCCCCCCGGACCCAGCUUUGCCCUCCACCCCCUGGGCCGUGCAACACCCCCCUUCCCCCGCCUGCCCCCUGAUGUGA